GUUUCAAAGAUGGAGGGGUCGGGGAGGUUGCUCUGCAUUCUACGACAAAUAUCAAGAAAAACACCGAUUUAUUCCAGAUUGCAGAAAGCUACUUACUGUUCAGGCAUCAAAACGAAACCUUUGGACGAGGUUUAUCAAAAGGAAUAUGUAAGUGAGAACAUUGAAGAAGAGCCUGCAGUUCAGUGUGGUCCUAACAAGGCUGAAAGAGUAGGGCCUUCUACAGACACACUGACCGACACGUUUGGCCGACAGCACACCUACCUAAGAAUAUCACUGAGUGAACGAUGUAAUCUCAGAUGUCAGUACUGUAUGCCAGAGAAUGGUGUAGAACUGACUCCUUCUCAGAAACUCCUGUCAUCAGAAGAGAUCCUCAGACUGUCUGAAAUGUUUGUGAAGGAGGGUGUUGAGAAGAUACGCCUCACUGGUGGUGAACCGUUGGUCAGGAAGGACGUGGUGGAAAUAAUAAGAGGUUUGAAUGAAUUCCGGGACCUAGGUCUGCAGACUAUUGCUAUGACAACGAAUGGCGUGACCUUAGCCAGAAAGUUACCUGCUCUAAAGGAGGCUGGUCUUGACCUUAUCAAUGUCAGUCUAGACACACUAGUCCCAGCAAAGUUUGAGUUCAUAUCUCGUCGGAAGGGCUGGGAUCGCGUCAUUAAAGGAAUAGACACUGCCAUCGAUCUAGGCUAUAGUCCAGUCAAGGUAAACUGUGUUGUGAUGAGGGGACUAAAUGAAGAAGAAAUCUGUGAUUUUGUUGCCUUUACAAAAGACAAGAAUGUUGAUAUCAGGUUCAUUGAGUACAUGCCAUUUGAUGGGAACAAGUGGAACUCAAAGAAAAUGGUCAGUUAUUUAGAAAUGGUGGACACCAUCAAGGCAAGGUGGCCUGAUUUCUCCAGAAUGCAGGACCAUCCAAAUGAUACAUCCAAGGCUUAUCAUGUACCUGGUUUUACCGGCCAAGUCGGUUUCAUCUCGUCUAUGAGUGAGCAUUUCUGUGGUACAUGUAACAGGAUCCGACUCACUGCUGAUGGUAACCUCAAGGUUUGUUUGUUUGGGAACACGGAGGUGUCACUACGUGAUGUAAUGAGAGCUUCGCCGGACGAUGCUGAGCUGAGGGACGUGAUCAGUGCAGCUGUAAAGAGGAAGAAGAAACAGCAUGCUGAUUAUUUAGAAGAAAUAGAGGACUUUAAAUGUCCCGGUGAUGGCAUGUCCAUGCGAACCUUGUCAACCUCAUGUACACAUUCCUUCACAACUUUAAUGCCCGCUGGUAUUGUUUCUGCUACGUUCCUGUCUACACCACAGCCGUGGAAUACCCAGAUAAGACAGUGCUGGACAGGUGAUGAGGAAAGUAUGAAAUACUGGGAGACUGACCGCCGGGCUAGAUUAGCGGAGGCUGCUGAGCGUGGGGACAUUGAGGAGGAUUGUGAUGUUACAGAAUAUAAACAGGACCAUGAUAACUAUAGAAAUAUAUCAGAAAAUAUAAGUAAAUCAGACUGUGAUAGCUUGACACAUGUUGACACUGCAGGCAAAACAAAAAUGGUGGAUGUUGGAUAUAAACCAGACACAGUGCGCACUGCUGUCGCCUCAGCAACCAUCCACGUAGGGGAGAAAGUGUUCCCCUUAAUCAAAGAAAAUAAGAUGAAAAAAGGGGAUGUGCUGUCUGUAUCACAGCUAGCAGGCAUCAUGGCAGCAAAGCGAACCUCGGAACUCAUUCCACUGUGCCACAAUAUUUUUAUUUCUGGGGUUGAUGUAUCAUUUGUAUUGAAUGAAGAAAAUCACUGCAUUCAUAUCACUUCCUCAGCAAAGACUGCUGGGAAAACCGGUGUUGAAAUGGAGGCCAUCAUGGCUGUUUCAGUGGCGGCCAUUACAAUCUAUGAUAUGUGUAAAGCCGUGUCCAAGGAUAUGGUUAUCAGUGAUAUCCGGCUAGAACAGAAGACUGGAGGUGUAAGGGGAGACUACCUCCGACAUAAAUAGUGGUUCAGAGUGACAGCAAAGGAUAUUUACCCAAUCCAAAUCAAUCAAAUACAUUUUGUGUAAAUACAUAUAUUGGAUUUUAUAAUCUGACCAUUUUUUUUUUAUUCAUUUUAUA
This is a messenger RNA of Mizuhopecten yessoensis (Yesso scallop), 2083 nucleotides long. RefSeq names its product GTP 3',8-cyclase, mitochondrial-like. Gene Ontology annotation, molecular function: metal ion binding; cyclic pyranopterin monophosphate synthase activity; 4 iron, 4 sulfur cluster binding. The transcript is spliced from 9 exons. Bases 10 to 1968 code for a protein of 652 amino acids. The record is from RefSeq and is a predicted model, not a curated record. NCBI's taxonomy places the organism in Eukaryota, Metazoa, Mollusca, Bivalvia, Pectinida, Pectinidae. Gene Ontology annotation, biological process: Mo-molybdopterin cofactor biosynthetic process.